Molecule: messenger RNA, 1616 nt
Organism: Anoplopoma fimbria (sablefish)
Lineage: Eukaryota; Metazoa; Chordata; Actinopteri; Perciformes; Anoplopomatidae
Gene: cdc42l
Product: cell division cycle 42, like
Exons: 6
Coding region: 78-653 (191 amino acids)
Biological process (GO): modification of synaptic structure; small GTPase-mediated signal transduction
Cellular component (GO): dendritic spine
Molecular function (GO): GTP binding; GTPase activity
Source: RefSeq, a predicted model, not a curated record
GGUCUGCGGCUGCGCGUUAAGUAAUUCGACCCUCAAACCCGGAUGUAACCAACGCCUAACCUGUCCGAAGAAAAACGAUGCAAACUAUAAAAUGUGUAGUGGUAGGGGACGGUGCAGUAGGAAAGACCUGCUUACUGAUCUCCUACACAACCAACAAGUUCCCUUCAGAAUAUGUGCCUACGGUUUUUGACAAUUAUGCAGUGACAGUGAUGAUUGGGGGAGAGCCCUAUACACUCGGCCUCUUUGACACAGCUGGUCAGGAGGAUUAUGACAGGCUGCGUCCUCUCAGUUAUCCUCAGACAGAUGUGUUCCUUGUAUGUUUCUCCGUCGUCUCCCCGUCAUCAUUUGAAAAUGUCAAGGAGAAGUGGGUUCCUGAGAUUUCUCACCACUGCCCACGCACACCCUUCCUGUUAGUGGGCACACAGAUGGAUCUGCGGGAAGACAGCAACACGAUCGAGAAGCUGGCGAAGAACAAACAGCGGCCCCUAUAUCCCGAGAGCGGAGAGAAGCUUGCUCGUGAGCUCAAGGCUGUCAAAUACGUGGAGUGCUCUGCUCUAACACAGCGAGGACUUAAGAAUGUGUUUGACGAGGCCAUCCUGGCAGCACUGGAGCCUCCUGAGACCAAAACCAAGAGAAAGUGUCUCCUUCUAUAGAUGAACAACAACAACGGGAGACCUAACAGUGUAAGAAAUAGGUGGGGUGAAUCAAAACAUGAGAAAGAUCAAUGGCCAUAAUGAAAAAAAAAAGGACAAACCAAAAGGGGAAGGGAGGUACAAAUGCCAUUGAGACUUAUUCUAAAACACGUGUACAUUGAUUGUGCCUUGAAAAUAAACUUUGAAAGAGGCUGUGGGAGCAAAACUUCAGCAUGCAGUAAGUGUCACCGAUCUCCUUUUCUGAAAACCUUUAGAAAUUGCAGUGUUUUCUCUACAAAUAUCCAGGUGGGGCGGGCCCCCCCCUGCCUGUCACUGUUGCUCCAUUUAUUUUAAAGACACAUUCUUUUAUAUAGUUUAUACUUCGACCUCCACUGUGUUUUACUCAUUUUGGCCUAGUUGUUCUUUAAAAUCCAGUGUCGUGAAAUAAAAAUGGGGAAACACUUUAAACAUCAAGUUUUUUUUUGUCAAAUUUAAUGAAUUCAUUUAAAGGGGCAACUUAAUGUUAAGUGGUUCUCUAUUUACUUUCUUUUCUGACCCUUUGGGGUCUUCAUGAAAGCACCAGAGAUUUAUUGUCAUUCCAAAUAAAGAUAGAUGUCUGUAAAGGUUACUGUCUUCCAAAUCUCCAAGAGACUUCUGGGGAAGCCAAGUUUCACCAAUUUCCCCUCUUCAGUUGAAUAAUGAAUUUCUAUUUUAUUGUCAUUUGAUGUAUGUUGUAUUAAUUUUGUGAAAUUGUUUUGGGAAAAAUCUUAGCAGUUAUCCAUUUUGAAACUUGACUUUUUAUUUCAUCAAGAUCUUUUUUUAUUGCUAGACUACCAACUGAGCGAUUGAUAAUAUAACAAAUUAAGUUGUGAUGUUUUGAAUAAAUCUUAAUCUUGAUACAGAUUGAGAUGCUAACCUUUGCUAGUAAAUUUCUGGGUGUUUGUAAUCGCAGGAUAUUUUUAAUAAAAUGGUUUAAAGACAAGG